CCGGACGCAUGUUGUAAUAUGGCCGACGUUAUGAUUGGAGCAAACAUGUAAAAAUACCCGUGGAAUCAAGAUAUAUGGCAGUGUCGAUCAGUAAAAUUUAUCUAACGAUAGUUAUGGUGCGCGUUUAGGUAUCGUUGAAAUCGAAAAUCCACUCGGAACCACCACCGGGUAUAGCUAUUUUAUUAUAACUAUAAUUUAUUUUAUGUGCUUAGAACUUGUAUGUGUUCGUUCUGUAAUAUAAUYAAUCACAAAUCACAUUCCAAAACAACGUUUCAUUUAUAAUGACUUAACUAUACCGUAGUGAUGUACACAGUAAAGGCAUAGCUGCUGGUAUAAACAUACAACAGGCUAGGCGGUUAAGAAAUGAAUUCGAUGGAAAGCUCAGAGACUAGCUACAACUUGCCGAUGGGCAGUUGCUCGACAAUGGUCAGAAAUAUAGUAUCUCAAUUCAACGACCUGUUCAGUGAUUUCAAUCGAUACAUCUCUCCGGCCUACCACCACGACCGAUGCGAACGAUCGGUGCACAUGCGGUUGUAUUCGAUGAACAAACGGGAAUUCGUAAUGGUCUUCAUCGUCCUGUUGACGGCCAUGGGACUGGUAUUAUUCAUCGGAUUGACGGGACCUCCGAUCACACUGACGAGUAAGAUAAGCGGAGUUGAAAUAUUGAAGCACACGAACGGAUCUUUGCCACAGGGGCCGUUCGUCAUGAAAACUCCUAGUCUGUCGGUGUAUAACCAACGGCUGUGGUUAAUCGCAGUCGUGCUGACGGACAACAAAGACGACGAGACUUAUGAUAAAAGUUUCAAGAUCAGCAUGGACAUCAAAGGAAUCACCCCGCAGCAUAAAACUACUGAUAUUGUAAAAGUCUUUAAAAACAACAGGACGAGACAUUUACUUUGUAAACAACAGAUAUGUAGUCAAGUGCCUAUUGCUCAUAUUGGCUACAUACACUAUACUCAUUAUACGUUUGAAGUAGAUUUUUACAAUCUUGAGACUUUUCAUCAAAAGUACCAAGUAAAAGAAGUCAUGUUUUAUUACAAAUCAUACAACCCAGGAUACACCCAAAUGGAAAUAUGGUUCAGACUGAUUUAUUUACUCAGCGCCUUUGGAGUACUUUGUUGUUUUGCAAAUUCGCUAAGGAAAUUUCCAAUGGUGGAUUGGUCAUAUGAACAAAAAUGGACUGUUGUCUUAUUGCCACUGUUAAUAUUAUUUAAUGAUCCAAUUUUUCCAUUGACACUUCUCACAAGUAACCAACUAAUUGGAAUGUUAGAUGGUAUCUUCCAAGUAACAUUUAUCUGUGCUAUUUUAUUCUUUUGGCUUUGCAUUUAUCACGGACUACGUCAAAAUGAAAGAAAACCGAUUGCAUUUUAUCUCCCAAAAGCAAUUCUAGUGGGUCCAUUUUGGUUAUGUGGGGUAAUAAUGGCCAAAUAUCGUCGAAUGAAUGAAUUUGAUGACCCAGCAUUCAGUUACGAGAUUGAUUCUAGCGCAUACACUAAUAUCAAGUCAUGUGUAGGCAUUUUUGCAGUUAUAUACAUAGUGUAUCUAGUAUGCUUGAUUUUGAGAGCAUACAGUGAUUUGCGUUCAAUGCCAUAUUUUGAUGCUAGACUGAAAUUUGUAACUAUUUCAAUGGUCAUAUCACUUAUAAUAUGUUCAACCAUAACACAUAUGCAAUAUGGGCUUGGAUUGAUAGAAGACUCAUUUGCUGCAGACUUGAACACAGAAUACAUGACGUCAGCAUUAUUUAUGACCUUUUAUGGUAUUUGUAAUUUCUAUGUAUUUACUUUGGCUGCAGUUUAUUCCCCAACAAAAAAACCAGGAUUUGAGUCUUCGGUAACAAAAGAUAAUCCUGCAUUCUCAAUGGUCAAUGACUCUGAAGAAGAUAUGCCAUACGGUUCAGACGAAGAGAGCCACAAGCCAUUAAACCCUCCUAACGAUGAUAGUGAUUAAUUAUGUUCUUAAAGUUAAUAUGUACAUAAACUAUAUUUGGUCUUAUACAUUUUUUCAAGUUCAAUAA
This is a messenger RNA of Diuraphis noxia (Russian wheat aphid), 2014 nucleotides long. Its product is annotated as transmembrane protein 181. Gene Ontology annotation, molecular function: toxic substance binding. NCBI's taxonomy places the organism in Eukaryota, Metazoa, Arthropoda, Insecta, Hemiptera, Aphididae. The record is from RefSeq and is a predicted model, not a curated record.